Pyricularia pennisetigena is the source of this 627-nucleotide messenger RNA. RefSeq lists its product as uncharacterized. The transcript has a single exon. The coding region runs from base 1 to 627 and encodes 208 amino acids. The record is from RefSeq and is a predicted model, not a curated record. NCBI's taxonomy places the organism in Eukaryota, Fungi, Ascomycota, Sordariomycetes, Magnaporthales, Pyriculariaceae.
AUGCUUCCCAAGACUUUCUUCACUGCUGCUCUUGGCCUCAUGGCCGCAAGCACUGCCUUGGCCACUCCUGUCAGCCAUGGAAACCAGGUUGCCACUAUCUCAACCCGAUCUCCCGAGCCCCUGAGCUUGGACGAUAUCUUCAAUGGAAUCAAGAAGGGUAUUGAGAAGCUCAAGGAGAAGGUCGGUGGCGGGAAGAAGGAUUCCGCUCCCAAUCCGGGUUCGGACUCCCCCCCGAGCAACUCUACUCUCAAGGUCCGCAUGCACAAGCGCACUCCCGAGCCUCUCGGCGUCGACGACGUGAUCAGCGGCGUCAAGGCGGGCAUCGACUUGAUCAAGGGCCUCAAGGGCGGCGACAAUUCCGGCAACGGGGAUGCCUCUGAGAGCAAGCUCUCACAGAUGAUUUCCAAGAUCAAGGGCAGCAUGGACGCCCUCAAGAACCUCUUCAAAGGCGGCAAGAAGGAAGGCGGCAAGAAGGGCGGCGAGGAAGAGACAAAGCCGGAAAAGCCGGGCUCCGGCCCCAGUGCCGGUGGCAACAGGACUUCCGUUGGCGGUGGCAACAGGAACAACUCUACCAACUCUACCACCCGCGCUUCUCUUCACAGGCGAGUCGUCUAUCUGCACGAUUAA